This is a messenger RNA of Dermatophagoides farinae (American house dust mite), 2649 nucleotides long. RefSeq lists its product as uncharacterized. Lineage: Eukaryota; Metazoa; Arthropoda; Arachnida; Sarcoptiformes; Pyroglyphidae. Gene Ontology annotation, molecular function: lysozyme activity. The record is from RefSeq and is a predicted model, not a curated record.
CAUUCAGCGGCGAUGGGGUUUUUUCAUAUAUCAUUCGUCGUCGCUGUUAUCGUCGAUAAAAGAACGAAAAUAAAACUUCAAAACAAUUCGCGUUCGAUUGUGAAAGAAAAAAAAAUCAAUUUGAAAAUAAAACAUUUUUACCGAUAAUGAUAUUUUGCUGCUAACAAAAUGGAAUUGAUCAUGAAAAUUUUACAGAUUAUUCUUUAUGCAAUUAUUCUAUGGAUAAAUGUUUCGCGAUCAUUGGAACCGGAUCGCCAUUGUUUAGAUUGUAUUUGUCAUGCAUCCACUGGUUGUAAACGAAAUAUUCAAUGCCAUAAUAGCGGCAAUGGACAAUAUUAUUGUGGUCCAUAUCAAAUAUCGUGGGCAUAUUGGGCUGAUUCCGGUAAACCUGGUGAUGCUGGUUUUGCAAAUGAUUUUGAACAAUGUUUAGUGAAAAAAUCCUGUUCCGAAGCUGCUGUUCGUGGUUAUAUGAAAAAAUAUGCUAAUGAUUGUAAUGGUGAUGGUCAUGUUGAUUGUUUUGAUUAUGCUGCCAUACACAAGGUUGGACCUUCUGGAUCAUGUCAACCAUCUUGGCUAAUUAAUAGUAAAUAUUGGAUUGAAUUUCAACAAUGCUAUUCACAAUCACCAUCAUCAUCGACAGCUUCAUCAUUCAGGGACAAUUCAAAUUUACCAUCAAAUACAAUGAUUGAAGUACCUAGAAAUAAACCAUUAUUACCAUUUUUACCACCAUUACCGCCACCAUUAAUAUUGCCUCCGGUACAUGCUAGGGCAUCUGCAUCGGUUCCCGGAGCAUCAGCUACAGCAUCAGCCGCUGCUGGUUUCGAUUCAAACACUGGUAAUCCAUUGACAUUUGUGUCAAGUUCAACUGGAAAUGGUAAUAACGAUGAAAUCAGUAUUGAAACAUUUCCACCGUUACCAGCUUUACCUGGACGAUUUGGACCAUCAAAUCGACCGAAUCAGAUUCCGCCAAUUCCAGGUGUAUUAGUCAAUAAACCUCAACCAUCAACUCCGGUUCUAGUGUCAUCCGUCAAUUUCGAUCGAAUGAAACCAAUUAGAUUUGAUUUACCAGAAACAAGAAAUCCAUUAUCGUCAUCGUCUACUGAACGGGAAGAUCAUGAUUCUCCGAUAAUAAAUUCAGUUUCAAAUGUUGAAGAACAACCUGAAGAAAUUGUUGCUACUGUAACCAAUGAAGAAAUUUCUUAUAAUUGUCUUCAAUGUUUAUGUUAUGCAAGUAGUAAAUGUGAUGUAAACAAAGGAUGUGAAGGUGCUUAUUGUGGGCCAUAUUUAUUAAGUUGGGGAUAUUGGGCCGAUGGCGGAAAACCGGAAAAUGAAUACGCUACCUGUUCAAAACAGAAAUCUUGUUCUGAAAAUGCCAUUCAAGGUUAUAUGGCUAAAUGGAAACGUGAUUGUAAUCAUGAUGGAAAGAUUGAUUGUAUCGAUUUUGCGUUAAUACAUAAACUUGGACCACAUGGAUGUGAAAAAAUUCAAGCAUUGAAAUCAACUGAUUACUGGAAUCAAUUUAGUCAAUGCUUCAAUCUUCCAAGUGAAAAUGAAAACAAACCAGUACGAUCUACCGGACCAGUACUUGUUGAAAUACCUAAACCACAACCGAUAAUAUCUACUCGUUCUAGUGAACCAUUUAUCGGUCCAAUACCGAAUAAUCCAAAUGAAGAUGAAUCGAAUAAUUAUGAAACACAGCCACAACCUAGAGGCGUAGUGAUUCGAGUGAAUAAUCGUGAUUUAAUCAAUACAAACAACAAUAAUAAUAAUUUACGAGCACCACCAACAAGAUCAAGGCUACCUACACGAAUCGAUUUAGGUACGUUGAACACAUCACAACCGAUUAUCAUUCGUAUUAAACCACCAACAAAUUCGAAUGAUCCACGAAGAAUAAAUAUUCCUGAAACAAGACCACCACCACCACCACCACGUCCAUCGUCACUACAACCGAAACCUAUUGAAAUAAUUGAAGAACAACCACCAACCAUUAUUGAACCAUCAAGGCGGCCAAUCAUUCAUGAAAAUGAUGAUUUUUUUAGCCAACCAAGACCUUUUGAUCAACCAUCAUCAAGAAAUGAAGAGCCAAAUGUUUCAGAAAUUCGAAGACAGCCCCCAUUAUCACCCAAACCAUCACCACCACCACCGCCACCAUCAUCACCAUCAAGACCGAAGCCACCUGUAAGACAAAAUGCAACAAAAGACAGUCUAGUUACACUUGAAUGUUUAGAAUGUAUUUGUUAUGCAUCAAGUAAAUGUAAUCCAUCCAUUGGAUGUCGAUCUGAAGGAACCGGUAAAUAUGUCUGUGGAUCAUAUCAAGUUGAUUGGGAAUAUUGGAUGGAAGCUGGUAAACCGGGCAAUCGUGCCGAUCUAUCAAAUGUGGAAAAUUUUCAAAUGUGUAUGAACAAUCGUGAAUGUGCCGAUAAAACUGUUACUGAAUAUUUAAAACGUUUCCGUAAAGAUUGUAAUGAAGAUGGUCAUAUUGAUUGUAAUGAUUUGGCUGCAUUACAUAUUGGUGGUCCAAAACAUUGUGGUGCACAAUGGUAUCUAGAUUCAAAAUAUUAUUCUGAUUUUCGUGAAUGUUUUGAUUUUUGAGUUGAAGAAAGAAAUUUUUUUGUUUUGUUUUAAUGAUAAUGAUAAAAUGUAUUAAUA